GCGAUUGGAUGUAUUAAGACAAUGGUGAACAAAGCAUGUAGUUCUCAUAAGUAUUGUGCUGAACAAUUGCAAAAUUAUAACAGGCAUUCUGUGAAAGCAGCAGCAUGUACAUAUUCAACUAAGGACUGUGAUCUCUUGAACAGCAUUAAAAAUUCAAAUAGAUCUCGCAGCCCAUCACCACCUCCACUAUCACCUGUACAGAGUAAAGAAUUUGAAUCAUCAGAAGGAUCGGUUAUAGAUUUUCCAACUUUAGACAAUAACAAGCUUGAAAUAUCCAUCAACCAGCCUCCAUCCCUCUUGCCAGCUGAAGGAAGCAAAGGAGAAUUUGAAUAUGAAGGUAAAACACGCAGAGGAAAAGAGACUGAAUAUUCAGAUGGAACGUUGCUAUCAACAGACCAAGAAAGCAACAAUUAUUAUAUAAAUUCUGAGAAGGCUGAGAAAGGUGAACAUUCUGCCAUUUUUCAAGAUUUAAUGGACCGUAUUAAUGAAAAGUUAAAAUCAAUAGACACUACAGAUAUAGCAACAAAUCUUAUAAAACUUUCUAGCAGUGACAGGGCACCAGAAAAUGAUGUCAAAUUAGGAGACUUCAUAACCUCUCUUUUGCAUAAUGCUAAGGCAAGUGAUUACAGCUUUAUGGAAUUACUUCACCAACAUGAUAAACAAAUGGAUAAUAAAAUUAUCCAAACAAGAUUUCGCAAGCGUCAGGAAACUUUAUUUGCAAUGUAUAAUUCUCCUGAUUCACCAUUCAUUCGACGACAGUCUUUGCAAAUCAAGAGGGAGCUUGCAAGCCUUGAUGAAAGUCUUGUAAGAAAAAACUCCGGCUUUCUAGUUCUUUCAGAAAACAGUGCUAUUGCAGCCAGCCAGGCGGAACUCGCAAAAACACAAGGAGAUUUUGCAACCUUAAAAGAGACUGAUCAGAUUCCUCUAAAGGAUGAGAAUAAUGGAAUCUUGGGCAGAACUAAACGUAACAUCGUGCCUCCUGGAUGGUACUCUGUGUAUGUAACAAACAAUAUUGUGUUUAGAAAGUCAUCCAAUACAAAAAAGUCUUUAGAAAGUUUGGAAAAAAUGAAAAUAAAUAAAGAUGUUCAUACUGAAAGAUGCAGUGACAUAAAUAUAAGAAAAAUUAUGAGAGACACAAAUCUGCAAGUUGUUGUAGAGCGUUUAGAAGAUACAAUAAACUUAGCCAGAAAGACUAACAACUCAUUACUGGAUAGUUACAAAAUAAGCCAAAAAUUAAAAGGUAAUGCUUAUGAACAGGUUAUGAACCCAGCUGCUAGAAGAGGCUUACCUUUCACUCUGAAUGAAAUGGGAUGCACAGGACAAAGCUUCCUCCCACAUUCACAUGUGCCAAGCAGCAGUAAAAUCAAAACUGUGUGUGUGACAACAAACAAACAAGAAAUGGUUAUAGAUCAAGAAAGUAAUGACAGCCUUUUGAAAUCUCUGACUUUUGAUUCAUCCAGUUCAACUUCCAAUAAUGGGGACUCACAUACAACUUCUGAAGCUGGGGAGAUCUCAUCUCCCUUAAACUACUCUAGUCCUAUUAAGCUUAUGUUUGUCUCGGAGGUUAAUAGUAGUGAAGGAGUCAAAUAUACUUUGACAUCUGCAGCUGCAUCUUCUAAAGGAAGCACAGAUAUUUGUUUGUUUCAGGGGCACACAAACACUUUGUUAGACAAACAGGCCACAGGAGAUCUUUCUCAUGCAAUCUGUGCCAAGGAUUGUGAUUACAGUGAAAAUGAUACCAAGGAGCAGUCAAGUUGUGUUUAUCCGGAAGCGAUUACAAGUUCUUGUCCAGUUGGUCAAACUAACAUAAAUGACUCGAAACAAAAUCACGAAGUUGUGGAGAAAUCAAGCAGUAGCAGUGAAUCGGUUUUAAAAAGAAAACCUGGUAGACCGAAGAAAAUAGGUCCUCAAGUUGUUAAGCAGGUUAAGAGACCUAUUGGACGGCCUCCAAAACCAAAAAUAGACAUGACUGAAAGCACAGAACCUAGACCUGAACUUAGCAGUGAUGGUAAAAGUACCAAAUCUGAUGUAGCAGUAAUGGAAGAAGUUAACAGCAACAAAAAUAUUACUGUGACAGUUGUUUUUGGAAGGUCAAGAAGAACUAAGAGACAUGUUUCUGAAGGUAAUCUAAAUGUAAUCAAGAUUCUGCCCACACAACACAUUGAUUCUAAUUUUGCCAGUGACCAGGGCAAAGCAAGACACAAUGCAGAAACUGAAAAUGCUUUGACUGAAAUAGUAAAAGCCUUACAGAAUUCUUCUACUGAAAACGAGGUCUCUGGUUAUGACUAUGUUAGACCUACCAAGAGUAACCUAGCAUCACCACAUCCUUGCAGCAAUAUUAUACGGCCAAUUAAGAAACCGUUAACCACCAUUCGAAAACCCGGUAGGCCAGCAAAAGUAAAAAUCUCUGGCAUAUCAGUGACUGUUAAUAGAGUUUCACCUCAGGAAAGAAAAGUGAGUAUUAGCAACUGUUUGCCUCCUUUACAACAGCAGAAUGUGUUAGAAAAAAACAUACCACAGGAGAGAAAAAAUCAACUGUGCAAUAAUAUGGGUCAAGUAAAGAGCAUGCAGAAAGAUUCUAGAGAGGAUGGAUCAAACAAUAUUAUUACAACAGUGUCAAGAAAACGUGAAAUUCCAUUGAGACAUUCUGCUAGAGACAGAAAACCCUCGCUGCAUUUUUUACAUUCAUUAGCAUCUUCUAGUGCAUUUACUUGUAGAAGUGCCUUACUACAUAAAUCUUACAAACUCCAUUUGAAAAAAGCUAAAGAUCGAAAGGAAAAACACAGGCAAUCAAAUCAGAGCACAGCAUCCAAAGAUACCUCAGAACUGAGAAAUUCAGGAAAUGCAAAAAAGGAUCUUAAGGAUGGUGAAUUCAGGCCCAUUAACGAAGUAUCAUCAGAUCCCAUUUUUUCAUCAAAUCCCUCUCUCAGGUGGUGGGCCAGUUCCACUUCAAGUGACACUUUGUUGGAAGAACUAAAUAAUAGAUUUGAACAGAUAACUAAUACCUGGUUGCGAGUGGGGGGAACUGAGUUUGAUAAAUGUGUAUGUGAAAAAAGGGAUCCCAUUGAACAAGACUGUAAUUCUGAAAUGGCAAACCCUUUAGACUCCUGCCUUGUAGAACUUGAAACAUCACCUAUAAAAAUGCUUUUUCAGAAAAAGUGUAAUAUGAAUGAACUCUGCACCUGGUUUAUGCAAACUACAGAAACACAGUCUCUCUCUCUAGUGAGAAAGGCAAAUGCUCGCAAUCCUUUAGAAGUAGUUAGUACUAGAGAGAUAAAGAUGGAAACUAAACAAUCUGAUCUUACUGUUGAAAGUAAAAGCAAUCAGGCCUAUACAGAAGAAAAAAGACAUCCUCUUUUAAGGUCCCAUUCUACUAAGCAAAAUGCAUUAAAGAAACAAGAAAAUGAAAUGGAAUCAUCUAAAGGAUCUAAUUCUUCUAAAGUGACUGAAAGGCUGGAUGACCAAUUUCACAGCAGAAAAUUAAGUAGUGGUGUAAACCAUGAUGAUAAUCCUGCUAGUAGUUCUGAAGUUCUUAACAGAAUAAACAAAAGAAAAAGUCCACAAUGGGAGACCACUGAUACAAAUAUAAGAAAAAGGCAUAAGAGACAAUCAUGCAGUAGUGGACAAAUGGCAACUUAUUACCCAAAGUACCAAGUAG
Molecule: messenger RNA, 3658 nt
Organism: Fulmarus glacialis (Northern fulmar)
Lineage: Eukaryota; Metazoa; Chordata; Aves; Procellariiformes; Procellariidae
Product: chromosome unknown open reading frame, human C10orf12
Exons: 3
Source: RefSeq, a predicted model, not a curated record